Ostertagia ostertagi is the source of this 1419-nucleotide messenger RNA. Lineage: Eukaryota; Metazoa; Nematoda; Chromadorea; Rhabditida; Trichostrongylidae. The record is from the annotation of a GenBank genome assembly.
CUCAGUGUCGCAGUGAGAGCGCUUCUGCAUUCAUUCGAAUGGGAUCAGUUCGCAGUGAUUUAUUCAGAUUACGGUUCUAUUGAUACUGCUUGCAGUACCAUGAAGAGUGAUAUAGAGAAUGUGCUGAGCACCGUAGCCAUCAACUACGUUGGUCAUUUGCCAGAUAUAUCAUUUGAAAGUGUCAAAAGAACGAUGGAACAAAUCAAAGAACGUGCAAGAAUCAUCGUCUUUUGCGUACCCGAUGUUUCAAUUCGAGAUUUUAUGCUGAAUCUAAUGGAUGGAGGAUACAUGACCAACGAAUACGUGUUCAUCUCCGCUAAUGUGAAAUCAAAAGGAUUCACGGUGCCGGAGGUUGGCGGUAAAGAGCGCUACUUAUGGGAAGACACAGAACGAAAUGAUGGACGAGAUGACGAGGCCAAAGAAGCGUUCAUGCAUCUGUUUGUAAUUACUGAUGCCUCACAGUACGCUGGACACCUCUAUGAAGCAUUAUACGUGUAUGCCGUUGCGUUAAAUCGUACGCUGGACUUGAAUCCUCAGAUUGGAACACUAAGAGAUGGGCUUGUUAUCAUGGGCAACGUUAUGAUGGAAUUUGAAAGUUUUUCCGAGAAAGUCGUGAUCGGGCCGAAUCACAGCCGCUAUCCAUCCUUCUAUUUCGAUUCACUGGACAGCAAUUACGAAGUGGAAACCUAUGGCAUGACUUAUAAGCCCUUGUAUACCGUUGAGACUCAACUGUGGUGGAGACGAGGCCAACGGCCUUUGGCGGUACCCAAAUGCGGCUUUUCUGGCCUUGAGGUGGACAUCGCUAUGUUUUUGAUGACACCAUCUUCAAUAGGGGCGAGAAGACUAGAAAGAGAGCGCCAGAAUAUGAUGUGGCGAAUUCCGUUCUCAUCUCUGGAACCAAUAGAAAAGAGGAAAAGAGAUACCAGCUCUCGCUCGUUGCAGAGUGGAGUUGUCACGAUAGAUUCUGCAAGGAGAGGGUCUCUCGCUAACAGUCGGAACUACACAUUCUAUGUUCAUGAGCAGCUCACAAGCACGAAUCAAAACUUCAAACUGGAGCGAGAGACAGCCUACAUUGGCGUACGGGUAUUGCUUAUCUUCACCAAUCCUCCAUCAAUUUUCACGGCUUUCUCCAAUCGAAAGAACUGUCUAGUUGGUGAUCAUUGGGAUGUGAAGAUAUCCGAUUUCGGAUUGAACAGAGUGGAGCUGUGUGAUAAGUUGAUCGCAGAAGGCGCUCUGAACCAUGAAAAUAAAGCAGACAAAUCCUCAAUCCGAGGGAGAGACAAAAAUCUCAUGGAUUACGUAUUCCAUAUAAUGGAAAAUUAUGCGUCUAGUCUGGAGGAUGAAGUCGAGGAAAGAACAAAAGAGCUGGUGGAAGAAAAGAAGAAAAGCGAUCUGCUGCUCUACAGAAUGCUUCCACAG